UGGGCGUCGAGCUCAGGCUCUCCGGACCGCCUGGUGUCCUCGGGCAGCAGCAUGGAAGAGGUGCGCGUGUCGGUGCUGACCCCGCUGAAGCUGGUCGGCUUGGUGUGCAUCUUCCUGGCGCUGUGUCUGGACCUGGGGGCAGUGCUGAGUCCGGCCUGGGUCACCGCUGACCACCAGUACUACCUGUCCCUGUAAGAGUCCUGGAAGCCCGCCAGCUUGGACAGCUGGCACUGCGAGUCCACGCUCAGUCCAGACUGGCAGAUUGCUACUCUGGCUUUACUCUUGGGUGGUGCUGCCAUCAUUCUCAUUGCAUUCCUGGUGGGUUUGAUUUCUAUCUGCGUGGGAUCUCGAAGGCGCUUCUACAGACCUGUUGCUGUCAUGCUUUUUGCAGCAGUUGUUUUACAGGUUUGCAGUCUGGUUCUUUACCCAAUCAAGUUCAUUGAAACUGUGAGCUUGAAAAUUUACCAUGAGUUCAACUGGGGUUAUGGCCUGGCUUGGGGUGCAACUAUAUUUUCAUUUGGGGGUGCCAUCCUUUACUGCCUGAACCCUAAGAACUAUGAAGACUACUACUAAAACCAAGUCGCAGAUUAAAAAAAAAAUAGAAAAAGCAACCAUCCAGCAAAAGAUUUACAUCUGCAUCUUUUCUAACUCACUAUUUUCUAAAACACUUGUGGAGCAUCAAGCAGUUUGCUCAGUUGAUUUAAUAUCCUUUGCCUUUUGGCUGUCAACAUCAUAACCAGCUUUUACAUCCAUUUUAGGGACCUGCACAAAUUAAGAGAGCUGUUUAGACGUAGGCAAAUGCUGCAAACUUCCAAUAUGUUCAUGUCAUUUUUCUUGAAAAGUGAAGGGUCUGUAUGACAGCAACCAUUGUGGGAAACUAGUUGGAAUGAGAAUUGCCUGAGUCUCCUGUUGCCUGCAGGGGAGCAGCUGGCAUAGACAGCAUUUAGAAGUUCCUUUGUACACUGAAAAGGAUUCCACUGUUAGAGCCCUUAUCACCUGCUUAUCCCACCCAAUAAUUACAUUGGCUGUUGGUUAUUUGCUUGAGUGAGCUCUUGUAAAGUGAAUGCCCUUCAGCCUCUAAUGGGAGUUGUGAAUAUAACUGGUUAAUGGAACACAUUCCACCUUAGUGAAUACUCUUUAAUGGGAGGUUAUGCUUUGGCAAUUAGCAUCUCCCUGGGAAGGAAGUCAAGACUUGGAGACAUAUGUUUUUCAUUAUGUGAUUAGAAAUUGUGCCCCAGACCCAUCUAGAAUGGGGGGGAAUUAAGGGUCUCUGCUUUCCCUGGGACAAUCAGAAAGAAAUAUGCAUGAGUUGCUUUUGUACCCUUUAAAGCAUUUACGAAACAUUGCAGCAAACAAUUGUGUAUAUGUAACAAGCCUAAGUAUUUUUAUAGAAUGUGAACCAUUAGUAUAAAUGGUAAUAAGUUGUUCCAUAACCAUCCACAUAUCAUUUACUAAUUACACAUACAAUUAACAUUUGCUCUAGUGAAGUGGAUUGAAACACUAACCUUGUACACAUUGUUAAGAGGCUUAGAUUGGUAUUCACACUUAUUUACUAUAAAAAAAAUACAUAUACCUUAAAGCUUUUGCUCUAUGUUCUGUACUGUUUCACUGGAAAGUGUUAAUAGAAUUGCCUAAGAAGAAAAAUUGAAAUGGUGUUAAUCUUAAAAUUAAUGAUUCUUCUGUAAGCACUGUAGUUCAAAAGAGAGUAGCAAUUAGAAUGAUCACUUUGUGUAAAAUUCAUUAAAAUAGAAGGCUGCUAUUUUUUGCAAGUAUUUUAAAUGUCUUCAUUUAAAAAAAAAGAAAUAGUGAUAGAUUUAUAUAAAUUUCUUGAUAGAGGAGUAGAAUUUGUUUGGUUUUCACCUGGUCCUCUAAAGUUAACUGAUCGGCUGAUUUGUGCACACAAUUAUGAUGGGUUUAUGUUAGGGGAAUCAUUUACUGACUAUUUCAAGGGAAGGAAAUAUCAAUACUAGGUACUAAGUUUGCAACUAAUCUCUCAUUGCAAGCUUAUGUUAAUUCUGUUUAAUAUACAAAUUUGGAUAGUUUAAUUAUGAACCUAUUUUUAUAUAAAAUAUACAAUUCUAUAAAACUUAUAAAUAAUUAUUUUUGUUAACAAAGACACUAAAAUAAUAUGUUCUGGUUUGGCCCUUCUGCAGAAAGAAGCAUUGGAAAAAUAACUUAAAACGUUCCUGUGUGCUAUUGUAUUGAAAAAUCCAUUAAAAGUAGGACCACAUCAAUAGUGUUUAAUAAUUUGCUUUACCUCCCAGAACAGAGUUCUGCUUUCAGCUUGUCUUAAGAAUGGUUGCCAAAACAACAGCCCUCUUCCCCUCAAAUAAAACUAUUUUAUUAUUCAAAUGCCAAAAGGCCACAUCUUGUGAAUUUUCUAUAGAAUCAAAAAGUAAAUAUGAAGUACCAGGUUUAUUAUUACUAGGUUUAGUAGUGAUAGACAAAGGUGAUUAAAUGUAUCCUAGAGAGAAACCUUUAUAAACGUGUAUGAUUCUAUAAAGAAUCAUAAGAAACUAUGAGAGGAAAUUUUCCAGAAAGGUAUUAGCAUUAUAGAGUAUUUUGAAGUGAUUUUCUUGAGAAAUAGUAAAAUCUGGGGCAGACUGUCUUGCAGUUUAUUGUGUAUUGUCAGAGCAGUAUGAGAAAUAUGAUAUUUGGAUAGGGAUUUCAGCUAUUAAACAUGCGCUAUUGUAAGAAGUCUUUAUUCCUGAAUAAUGGAAGUACAGUACUUUAGUGCUGACAUCAAUGAGGCACUUUUCUUGGAUCUAGUGGAGGAUGCAGUGUGCUGUUAGACCAAUAUCAUUUUUAGAGUCUAAUCAACUUUUCAUUUUCUUGUCAGUAUGACAAGCUGGAUAGUGAAUGACAGAAUAUGUUAUAGGUUGAGGCAUACAUAAUUGCCAUUUAUUGAAAAGUAGAUUUCUUCUAAAACGUUUGUCCUUUCCCAGUAAGAGCCCUAUAGCCCUAUGCUAUAUUUCUACCAUCCCUAAUAUUUGGGAGUGUUUCAUUAUUAGCAAGGCUCAGUACAACAGGAAAAUUGUUGCUCAUCUGAAAUAACUAUUUUGUCUAUCAGAAUAAACAUGAGUGAAGUUUUCACUUAACAUUAACAUUAUGUCUUUGUGGCUUUAGGUUUGUUUGAUGUCUUCAUAAGCAAAAUUGUUAACCACAAACCCAUUGUUUAUCUUAGAGAAAUAAUAUAUAUACACACAUGCAUAUCAUAAAAGUACUCAGCAGGGCUAGUUAUUCGGAUUUCUUGCACAAGUAAUUAGCUUUUUGUAAGUUCAACAUGUAAAUUUUAAAGUCAUAAAUAGAGAGACCUAUGUGUUUGAAAUAUAAAUGAUAUAUAUGGAAUAGCAUGUACCUGUAUAUUAUUAAACAUGCAAUGAAUUGACUGGUAAGUGAUGUCUAAUUGUAUGGCUAGCAAUGUAAUUUAUUCAGACUGUAUUUUUGUACAGAGCAGCACACACUAACCUAUGCCUCUGUGUCCUCUUUAAUGCCUAAAACUGUGCCUAGAAAUUUCAUCUGUCUUAAAAAAUACAAUAUACUUCAUGCUGUUUAUGCUGUUAAUUUCUCUACUGCUAUACUGUAUUUAUUAUUUUUAAAUAUAUGACAUGUUUACUACUUAAAUAUGAAUUUAUGUUAUCCUGGUUACUUUUUUUUAACAGUCAUCUGGGGUAAACCUGUUUAUCACUCCAGUGAUUUUGAGUUUGCAGUUUCAUGAGCAGUUCAUUUCAUGAUUUUUGUAGUUGACAUGAAGUUAUCUAUGUGGAAAAAAAAUAAAAAUAAAAGUGGUUUCACUGA
Ictidomys tridecemlineatus (thirteen-lined ground squirrel) is the source of this 3798-nucleotide messenger RNA. NCBI's taxonomy places the organism in Eukaryota, Metazoa, Chordata, Mammalia, Rodentia, Sciuridae. The record is from RefSeq and is a predicted model, not a curated record.